AUGGGCAUUCCAUUGGUGCUGGAUAAUAAAAUACACAAUACUCGAUCAGGGGGCUUUGAAAGAAGUGAGGAAGAAAUUGAAGCUCAACUAAAAAAUUCUAUUAAUGCACUUAACAGUUAUAGGCAGGCUAAAUUGGAGGAGGUGUUCAAAGUGCGAUUUGAUGCUAAGAAUGCUAAUAUCUUGAAAGCUUGUGAAGCAUUUGACGCUGCUUCAGAAAACUUUUUAGAUUUUGAAAAACUUCUGUAUAUGGUAGACCAUUUUGAUUGAUUGAAUGUCAAUAGAACCUUAUUGAAAACCGAAGCAAGGAAAGCAAAAUAUGAAAUUUCUCUCGGCUUGCCUAUUCGGAGAAGAGGAAUGGAAAACCUAAUGAAGCUGAUUAAUGUAAAAAAGACUCUAUCAACAUCCUCUGCGAGUGUAGAAAGAGCAUUCUCGGCUAUGAACCGCAUAUGUACGAAGCUGAGGUCAUCUCUGACCUCUGAAAGAUUAAGUGAUUUGAUGUGCAUAACACUUAACAGAGAUAUUGCACUGAACUUGGACAUUGAUACUCUCAUCAAAAAGUGGGCAUCAAUUUGCAACAGAAGAAUUAACAUAUAAUUUGCCUCAGAAAGUAACUUCAAAUUGUUAGCAGUUAGCACCAAAUACAAAAACUAUUUGGUGAAAGUUGAAAUUUUUUGAUAAAAUCGCUAAAAUAAUAAAAUCACUAAAAUGUCUAAAUUAACUCUACAGUAAUCUUAUUUUAACCAAAAAAUUAUUUUUUAUCCUCCAGCUAGUCACCUGCUGGUGGCUGCAUUUACAGCCUAUCGCUGCCUGCAGCGGUUGCCGGUCGCAGCCAUGCACCCCACUAAAAAUUCUUCUACCCCUCCUGUUAAAAAAAUGAAAAUCCGCCCUUGAGAGAUUGGUUGCAAUCCACCCAUAGGUGUAUGAGUUGCAACCAGUGUCCAGGACAAAGAGGUUUUCGCAUAGUUGGAUGGAAUUUGAUUUCCAAACAUGGAAAAUUCUUUGUCAAUUUUAUUCACAUGGCAAUAGUGAUGUGAUGUAGCUACGAACCACAUACUUUCAAAGAUCUAAUGGUCGAUAUACACCCAAUCAUUAUCACGACUGAUAUUUUAUAUUAUUGAAACCAAAAUCAGAUCAAAUUCGUGAAAAUGAAUAUCCACUAUAGACAUUUCUUAUCAUAGUCAGAUCCUGUCCUAAGGUUAAAUCUUAAUUUUAGCCUCAGGACAGUUGAAAUUAAGUUAUUUUUCCGGUGUAAUAUCAGUGAUUGCCUACUAUAUAUAGGAUCUGGAUUUUCCAUGCAUUGAUCAUGCAACUGCAUUUAUGUAGAAACUGUAAACAAAUAAGGUGUACGGUUCAUUGUACUCUUACCCCAAUGACCCUGUUUUGGUGUGACUAUUUCCUCAUCUUUCGUGUACAUUAGGUUUAAGGAUAGGUUUCUGCAUGACUACUCUAGAUCAAAACGAAAUAUGGGGAUAUGUAAAACUUCAUGUGCACCUGUCAUGCUAAAACAGGUCAGGAGCAAAAGUGCAAUAAACAGUAGACAAGUCUGUUGUGCAAGGAAUUUCUAACCAAUAGAAUUAACGGUAUUAUUUAACUUUAUUUUUUAUUUCCUGCAAUCUGAUUGGCUGCAGCAGCGGGCAGCUUUUUACUAUGUCUUGACCGUGGUCCAAAAGAGUUAUUUUUUAGUGACAAACCGAGGAGUGAAGGCAAUUUUCAAACUCAAAACACUACCCAAAAAGUUUAAAAAUUCAUCAUAUCGAUAUUAAAGACAGUAAAAUACAGUGAAUUGACUUCAGUGCAUAUAGUGCCAAGCCCGAAAUGUACUUCACUCCUACCAAACUGCGAAAAAACAAAUAUAAAGAUCGAAAAACACUGGCCAGUGCUACAUGUUUUGAUUCAAAUGUUCCACAUAUAUCCAACUAUUCUUCGAAAAUACACGUAUAAAUAUAUAAAUAGUACAACGUACAACUUGUCUUAAUUUAAACAUAAAAUUUUAAAAAAAUACCUUAAAUGGCAGUUUAAAGACUAUCCCUCGGCUUAUUUCGGUCAAAAUUGUUUUUAAUAUAUAAAUGUUGUAAUGAACAAAUUGUUUUUCGGCAACUAAAACUUGUAUUUGUCGGUCAAAAAGCAUUUUUCAAGCAUGUCCAUACUGCAAAACGAAUUGGGAAGUUUAUUUACCUUCUGUUUUCUUGUUGAGCAGAAAAUCAUCUACUGCAAUUAAACUAAAAGCUUUUUAUCCGUCGUUUUAGCAGUUUGUCAGCCAUGCUUGCACUAAAGUAAGUCAGUAACGCAACUGAUCUCAAAUGUACUUCGCAACCGGAAUUUUAUCGGAAUUUCAUUAUAACCGUGAACCAUCAAAUAAAAAAAUAAACACGUUUUUUACCGUUUAGGUCGGUCCAUACUAAAAAUAUUUUCCCUCGGUCUCAGAAGCGUCCCUCGGCCUUCUAGUCUAGGACCUGUAUAUGAGUUUAUAUGCGUUUCAUUUAGCACAGGUAAUCUCAACUGUUUUAGGGUGAUGAUCAUGGCAGUCAACAUGGCAUAUGUGCCAAAACCUGAAUCCGGGACGAAAGUCCUGAAAAUGGCCCCGCCCUGAAACGGCAGUGUCGACAUAGCUCUAACUUCCGAAAAGGAAAAGCAAUAGCCUUUCUGAAGUGCUUAUAGUGUUCAGAAGGGUUGGUUUUAGGGGUGGUCAUUGGAAGAAAAAAUUUGUCUAAGUAUAAUAUUUUACAAGAAAAUGACCAUGCACUCCCCCCCCCCCAGGUAAAUUGCUAAUUAUGCACAAAAUAACUAAUAUGCCUGGCAGAAAUUAAAUUUUCUUAUUUCCUAAAAAAAAUUAUCAUGUGGUGAAAAACUAUGCUCAAUUUAAUAUAAUUAUUGUGGAUUUCAUAAGGAUUGUCAUUAUUUUCAUUAAUACAUUUUAUUUCACUUACCCCCCACGAAAACACGAUUUCAGUCAUAUUUUGCCGUCUUGUUUGCUUUUUAUCGCCGAAUCUGGCAAAUAUCAUCCAGUUGUUGUACUUUUACAUAAUCACGAAUGGCUGAAGAAGAUUUCGAAGAAGGUUUCAUCAAGUUUGGAAAAAAGUGCAGUGUAUUUUAUCUUCGAUAUUGUGUCCUUCGAUAUUUCAUGAAAUAUGGCGCCAUUGCAAUGGCUCGCCGCUUCUCUGCCCGAUAAAUGCCACUUCUUCGUCUUCCUAUGUAUUUAGAUUACAGUAUCCAGAAGUAAUUCAUUGUAGAAUAGUCCCAAUCGAAAAAUUGAAAACAUUGUGUUUGAAAGGAGAAAACCUCCCAAUACAGUUGUCUUGUCAGAAUUCAAAAGAAGCAAUUUAAAAGUCACGCGCAAGUUCGUGAAUACUCCUCGUGGGCUACAUGACCGGGGGGGGGGUGAAUAUUUUCACGAAACGUUCGUUCGCCACCACAGAAACCUAACUAAAUACACUAUAUUUAUUGAAUGUUUAUGAUUGAUGAUAAAAACAAUAAAUAUUUGCAUAUUUUUAUCAUCAAUCAUAAACAUUCAAUAAAUAUAGUGUAUUUAGUUAGGUUUCUGUGGUGGCGAACAAACGUUUCGUGAAAAUAUUCACCGCCCCCCGUUACGUAGCCCACAGUGACUUUUAAAUCACUUCUUUUGAAUUCUGACAAGACAACUGUAUUGGGAGGUUUUCUCCUUUCAAAUACAAGUAAUGUUUUCAAUUUUUCAAUUGGGACUAUUCUACAAUGAUUUACUUCUGGAUACUGUAAUCUAAAUACAUAGGAAGACGUAGAAGUGGCAUUUAUCCGGCAGAGAAGCGGCGCGCCAUUGCAAUGGCGCCAUAUUUCACGAAAUAUCGAACGACACAAUAUCGAAGAUAAAAUACACUGCACUUUUUCCAAACUUGAUGAAACCUUCUUGGAAAUCUUCUUCAGCCAUUCAUGAUUAUGUAAAAGUACAACAACUGGAUAAUAUUUGCCAGAUUCGGCGAUAAAAAGCAAACAGACGGCAAAAUAUGGCUGAAAUCGUGUUUUCGUGGGGGGUAAGUGAAAUAAAAUGUAUUAUUAUAUAUCAAUAGUCAAAGUCGCAUUUUUCUAGUGUUUUAUUGGUUGAGAGCAUAUCACGUGAGAGUGAGGAAAUUAGGCUGUCUCCCUCGCAACAGCGUGAGAGGGAGAUAAUACGUUAUCGACCGGCGAAUAACAAAAAAAAUCACGUGCGCCAUCACGUGAAGAUGCGACCUUUGGACAUGCCUAGUACGUAAUUAAAACUUUCGCUUUAAGUAACUGCAGUGUAGCCAGUGUUUAAUUAAUAUAACGUUUUAACAAUAAAAUAUUUCAUGUAUUUACGUUCAUUUGUUCUUUAAUUUGUUGUUUCUUUGACUAUUGAUAUAUAAUAAAACACCUAUUUACUGAGACUUCGGGAAAGCAGUGUGUUUUGUGGGUCCACAAAACACACUGUUUCCCUCGGUCUCAGUAAAUAAGUGAUAAUUAUAUACCGAAGUUGAGGUGAAUAUCCCUGCACUAUUUACCGACACUGAGGUGAAUAAUUGUUUUAGCAUGUACCAUAACAAAACGAGAAUCGGACCAACGGUUUUAGCCAGGUGAAAGGAGCUUUCUCUGAACACUGGUUCACCGAAACCAAAUAUUAGGUUAAAUAAAGGUCAAUUUUGAAUUCCAGAAAGCAAACCUCCAACCCAAGAAGGCAGUAAACAGACAGGGACAAAACCAGAAGGCGCUGGUACUAACGUUAUUACACCUAACGAAUCAGCUGGUACAGACACAACUGGUACAAAACCAGGAGAUACAGGCACAGAUGUUAUCACUCCAACGAAUACUGAUACAACUGGCAAUCUACCUGGUGAGUUUACACUGCUUCCUCGCGUAAUAACAAUUCUUAUUACAUACCGAAUGCAAGGGUAUUCUCCGAAACGCGAAGAACUGAGGUGAAUAUCCUUGCACUACCCAGGUGAAUAACUGUUUUGGCAUGUACCAUAACAAAACGAGAAUUGAACCCACGAUCUCAGAGGUGGAAGGAGCUUUCUUUGACAAUGCCCGCCAUUGACAGAGGAAAAUAUGCACAACUCAGUACUGCUUGUACCAAACUCAAGUAUUAGGGUUAAAUAAAGGUCAAUUUUUAAUUCCAGAAAGCAAACCUCCAACCCAAGAAGGCAGUGAACAGACAGGGACAAAACCAGAAGAAUCAACUGGAAUCACACCAGAAGGCGCUGGUACUAACGUUAUUACACCUAACGAAUCAGCUGGUACAGAUACCACCACCACAACUGGUACAAAACCAGCAGAUACAGGCACAGAUAUUAUCACCCCAACGGAUACUGAUACAACUAGCAAUCUACCUGGUGAGUCUAUACUACUACCACGUAAUAAUAACUGAUAAUUAUUCGCCGUGGUGAUAGUGAAUAGUGCAAGAAUAUUAACCGAAACGCGAAGAUUUGAGGUGAAUAUCCUUGCACUAUCCACGGUAUCACAACGGUUCGAUUACCGCGGCGGACGCAUGAUUCUUAAUAUGUGAAAAGAAUCAGUCAACCCUCUACAGGGAAUGUUGACAGGGUGGGUUGCGAUUACCCCUUCCACCAUACCUGUGCUCCGUGAGUCAUAAGGACCCAUACAGUGGCUUCCUUUCAGGUUGAGCUGCGUCCUUCCCCAAUGUACCUUUAACCUUAUAACUAAAAUUUUGAUCUAGACAUUUUGAUCUAUCACAGCUUGAAAGAGCAUCACAAAAUUAGUAAUAUUCCGAAGUUUCGUUGCGAAAUGUUGUAAAAUGCGGAUAAUAUAGCCCUGCGAAAUUUGCAAUUUUCAGCAAUUUUGCAUUACAAACGGGAAAUUGAUGCCCCAACACCCGAUUGGGCUAUCAUGCGUAAUACAAAAUGACUGAAAAACGGCAAACUUCGCAAGGCUAUAUUCUACGCAUUUUACAACAUUUCGCAACGAAACUUUGGAAUAUUACUAAUUUUGUGAUGCUCUUUCAAGCUGUGAUGAAGUUUUUGUCUAGACUUGUCUAGAUCAAAAUUUUAGUUAUAAGGUUAAAGGUCCAAUUCAGGUUUACUCUCAAAUGCAAGUGAGGAUGAUUACCACACACCCACAUACACACUUACCACCCUAGGUGAACCCACUGGUACCACAAGCACCACACCAGAUUCUACUGGGAAUACUGCUACAAGCACCACAGAUACUGGUGACGCCUACCAAAACGAAUGUGUAUGUGCGCAUAAUCAAAAGCGAAAAGCUCAUGGAACUACUCCCUUGAUAUGGUCAGCGGAAAUUGCAGCUUCAGCACAGGUAGUAUUACUGUAAUACACACUUAAGCCUGGAUCACGAGGGUGAGAAUGCAUUCGAGUGAGUAUGGUCACGCGACUUUGGUUAGCUGUUCUUAACUCUUUCCCAACCCUUUUGUGAUUCUAUUUAAGUUAAAACAUACUUCAAAAUUUAAAUUUUGUUCGUUCACUGCAACCAGGUAUAUCAAUCAUGUUCCGCUCGCUAGUCUGGUUUAAAUGAUUACAAAGCCCAGUCGAAUUGUAAUUAAGACCCAACGUUUCGACACUCCAGUCUAGUGUCUUCAUCAAGAGUGAUCUAAAAUUGCAAUCGUGGCUUCUUAAAUACCCAAGGGAUGACGGCACCUGCCAAUGAGAUGCAUAUAUUCCUCUGGCAAAUAGGCACCGUCAUCCCUAUUCAUGACGGUGCCUGUUUGCCAGAGGACUAUAUGCAUCUCAUUGGCAGGUGACGUCAUCCCUUGGGUAUUUAAGAAGCCCGUAACUCGUCAACACUCACUGUUUAAUGUCUGUGAGGGAAAUAGUUAGUUUUGUUGUGCCGAGAGAUUCAAUGAGUUCCGAGAAGACGUCGAGGAAAACAUUGAGAUUCGAAGAAACAAACUUAUUUUCAGAGGGAACCAGACUUUAAGAUUAAUUUUUCUUAUACAAACAAUUACAUUUCAUUAAUAAAAGCUUUUAAAUGUGAAUGAUUUUAACCCAGUAAAAGAACCUGCUAUCUCAAAUAGAUUAAUAAUUCAUGAGUAAAUUAGCCAACCAUAUUGCUUUGUUUUGCUGACAUGAUAACACUGGAUACCAGGUGAAGUAUAUUGAUCCAGUUCUAGGACCAAAAUUAAUUCAGUCCUUGGUCCGUAAUUCACGUGACUUUAAGUAGUGAUUUAUUCGUAUAAGAUGUCAUAUUCUUGAUCAAAUUGCGCGGACUUCAAAUCUAUAGUCCAGUCCUCAUAGUCGGACUUGAAAUAUGACAUAAAGUGCUUCAAAAGCAUUUUCUGGUUUAGGGCUACAUGCACGCGUAAAAAUUGAGAAAAUAAACAACUUUUUGCAAGUUGAUAUCGACAGGCGCGAACAAGGUUGUGCAGCGCACUAUGAACAGUAUUGUCAACAUGUUGUUACAGCAUUGUUCAACUGCAACAACUUGGAACAACAUGGUUGCCAACUUGUUCAUAGUUGGCCGCACAACAUUGUUCACGCCUGUCGAUAUCAACUUGCAACAACCUGUGCGUUUUUAGCCGUGUAUACCUGGCGUACUAGGAUCGUAACAGCGCCUUAACCCUCAUUUUCUUCACAGGAAUUUGCCAAUGAACUUGCGGCAGCUGACAGCGUAAAUAUAAAACAUGGGAAGUCAAGUUACGGUGAAAAUCUCUACGUGGCGUAUGGCACCGCGCCACUGCCGAAAGAUAGAAAAGGCACGUGCGUUAAAGCCGUCGAUGAGUGGUAUGAUGAAAUAGCGGAAUACGACUUCAACAACCCUGGAUUUAACAGCAAAACGGGUAAGUGUAAUAGACCUUUCCCCUUAUGAGUUGAUCUAGAUAUGCCUGGACAAAACUUUCAUCACAGCUUGAAAGAGCACCACAAAAUUAGUAAUAUUCCGAAGUUUCGUUGCGAAAUGUUGUAAAAUGCGGAUAAUAUAGCCUUGCGAAGUUUGCCGUUUUUCAGUCAUUUUGUAUUACAAUCUAACAUUUUGCAUCAGUUUGAUCAUCUGAUUAUCAAUUUCCCGUUUGUAAUGCAAAAUGAUUGAAAAACGGCAAACUUCCGCGCAAGGCGAUAUUAUCCGCAUUUUACAACAUUUCGCAACGAAACUUCGGAAUAUUACUAAUUUUGUGAUGCUCUUUCAAGCUGUGAUGAAAUUUUUGUCCAGACUUGUCUAGAUCAAAAUUUCACUCAAAAGGAAAAAGGUCUAUUGGUCUUGGAAAAUACACAUUUGAAAACAUGAUAGAGCUACACACGUAAAAACGCACAAGUGUCACAAGUUGUAACAAACCUGCAGCUGCAGACUUGUAUAGCAAUGCUGUUCCAACAACUUGUCAACAGGAUGUGUUCGCACCGCUUGUUCCCAGCCUGUUCCUCAACGGCUUGUUGACAUCUUGCUAUGUAAGGGUUGUUGAGCUCAACAGACUUGUUACAAGUUGUUCCAACAACAUGUUAUCGUCCUGUAAUUCAACACUUUGUUAACAACUUGUUAAUGACAACCUUGCUAACACAUCGAACACAUCUUGUUGAUAAGCUGUGAUAUUUUUGCGUGUGUACUCGAUACAGUAUCAUUAAUCUAGUAUGUCCACGAUAUCGUAAAGAGACUGAAUGUGGAAAAUCCUUGCAAAAUAGUGGAGUAAAACUGUGGGAGAGAUUGCACUCGAAAUUCUCAGCUGCAAAAUCCUGUAAUAUACUCAAAAUUUUGUUGUAAGAUUUUACGCAAUAAAACCAAAAAUACAACUAACCUAAGUGUUUUAAAACAUUAUUGCAACAAGAUUUGAAUGAGUUUUGCCAUUUAGUAUUUUUACUUAAUUUGUCAUUUUAGGUCAUUUCACUCAAGUUGUUUGGAAAACAACGGCACAAUUUGGGGUCGGAGAAGCUCUUACUUCUACCAAUAAACGUUUCGUUGUUGCUCGCUACAAACCUGCAGGAAAUAUGAUGGGGGAAUUUGAACAGAACGUUCCACGUCCUUUGACCGGUAUGUACAACGGGAUGCCAGUAUCUGCUCUGUUUUAAAAAGGUUGUUUGUUUUUGUGGUAAUGAUGGUGUUUUCGUUAUGUUAUUUUUGUUUUAUCUGUUGUUGUUGUUGUUGUUGCUGCUGCUGUUGUCGUUCUCGAUGUUGAUGUCAUUGUUAUUUUUGUUGUUGAUAUUUUUGAUGUUCUUGUCGUUGUCGGUGUUGUUAUUCACUUACAGUCUCUAACAGGUGCUAUCUUUACAGCAUUGUUGCAACUUGUUGACAAGCUUAAGCUACAAGCUUGCUGUGAACACAUCUUGUUGACAAGUUGUAAGAUUUUUACGUUUGUAGCACAUGUUAAUUCCAUACUUAAUACUUGUUGUGUUGGUGUAGCGCACUCGGGUGACUAAGAUGCUUGUGAUGUUACUCUGAGUGUAUAUCCACACCGGGCAGGCUUGAAAAAUAUGUCUGGCCACGGUGGGAAUCGAACCUACGACCUUUGGAAUACUAGCGAUAUCGAAGGAACUACUCACCAGUUCCGAAAUAUAACAUACUCGAACCGACCUGACCACGUAGCUCAGUUGGCAGAGCAUUGGGCUAGUAUUCCAAAGGUCGUAGGUUCGAUUCCCACCGUGGCCAGGCAUAUUUUUCAAGCCUGCCCGGUGUGGAUAUACAGUCAGAGUAACAUCACAAGCAUCCAUACUUAAUUUAUUCACAAUUGUUAGGUUCGCCCGCACCAGCCAGCACAGAAUGCAUUAAUGCAGCCGGUACAACACCAACCGACACAGGUCCAGGCACCGGCGGGCUGAACCCUACCCCCAAGGUGCCUGAAGAUACCGACAUUUUGCCUAGCCCUGCAGCAACUCCUAACCCUCUCACAACAGGUGAAACUGGGGGUGUCACACUUAACCCACUCACAGGCGCCACUCUUAGCCCGCCUACUCCGAGUGGAAAUGUUGGUGAGACCCCCAACACCCUCUCUGGUGGCGAAACUGGACCUGGAACUCCCAAACCUACCCUUAACCCACUCACAGGUGCCACCCUUAGCCCGACUGCUCCGAGUGGAAAUAUUGGUGUGACCCCCAACACCCUCUCUGGUGGCCUAACUGAACCUGGUACUCCUAAACCUACCCUUAACCCACUCACAGGCGCCACCCUUAGUCCGCCUACUCCGAGUGGAAAUGUUGGUGAGACCCCCAACACCCUCUCUGGUGGCCUAACUGAACCUGGUACUCCUAAACCCACCCUUAACCCACUCACAGGCGCCACCCUUAGCCCGCCUACUCCGAGUGGAAAUCUUGGUGUGACCCCCAACACCCUCUCUGGUGGCCUAACUGAAUCUGGAACUUCUGAACCCACCCUCAACCCACUCAAAGGUGCCACCCUUAGCCCGCCUACUCCGAGUGGAAAUGUUGGUAUGACCCCCAACACCCUCUCUGGUGGCCUAACUGAACCUGUAACUCCUAAACCCACCCUUAAUCCACUCACAGGCGCCACCCUUAGCCCGCCUACUUCGAGUGGAAAUCUUGGUGUGACCCCCAACACCCUCUCUGGUGGCCUAACUGAAUCUCCCAAACCCACCCUUAACCCACUCACAGGCGCCACCCUUAGCCCGCCUACUCCGAGUGGAAAUGUUGGUGUCACCCCCAACACCCUCUCUGGUGGCCUAACUGAAUCUCCCAAACCCACCCUUAACCCACUCACAGGCGCCACCCUUAGCCCGCCUACUCCGAGUGGAAAUGUUGGUGUGACCCCCAACACCCUCUCUGGUGGCCUAACUGAAUCUCCCAAACCCACCCUUAACCCACUCACAGGCGCCACCCUUAGCCCGCCUACGAGUGAAAAUGUCGGUGUCACCCCUAACCCCUUAUCCCCAAGUGUUACACCUAACCCCAUCUCCCCAAGUGUCAUGCCCUCAGGUAGGAGACCGUUAUUACUAUACUACUAUUUUUAAUUAAUGCACUUCCCCCACCCUAAAAUUUGCAAAGCUUUGUAUAGAUAAUUGAGUAUGGUUUCGAGUGCGAUUUGGAAAAUUAAAAACAUACACGAGUGAGUUUUUCAAAGACUGUCAGAAUUGAAGUCCUUGAAAAACUCACGAGUGUAUAAUUUUUCAAAUUGCACGAGAAACCAUACUAUUACUUACUUAUGAUAUGCAUGACAAAAUUGUGUGGCCACGUGCGUAAGUCGCAUUUAGAAAUUAAGAAAAUUAAGAAAUUUGAAAAAUAAAAAAUUAAGUAUUAGAUUUAUUACUAUUAGAUUUAAUAAAAAAACUGUGCAAUUUGAUGCCAUAUAUAGUGAGAAUAAUUUGCAUAUCUAACACUGUUAAAUAUCUCAAGGAAGAAACAUUCAAGCUAAGAUAAGAUAGUUUGACAAAGUAUCUAAUAUCAGUAGUUUUUGUACAAUGCAACCAUGAAAAAUGGUAAAUGUUUUGUUUCAUAGCUACCAAACCAAGCGAGCCGACUGACGCCCGACCAAACAAACCUUACGAUCCAAGCACACCAGGUAUGUAGUAGCCCUAAACCAGACCAGGCAUCUCACCAGGGCACUUAUAAAAAAAUUUCUUCCUGAGAGCACAACCUGGAGACAAAAAUUUCCUGCAGACCAACGGAGUAUUUUUGUGCUAAAUCUGCAUGUGCAUAAACAUAUAUAGUGUUCUAGCUGACCAUGGUUUUAAAUUCAAGGAAUAAUGCCUGUCAACCAUAUGUUGUUGCGCCCAUAGUGGGACAUGGCUGUUAAGGUUUCCUUCAAAUUUUCAAUAGCAAAUCUUCAUUCAUGCAAACGAAUUUCCUGCAGCUGUUCAAAUUAACAUUUUCUGCCAGCAGUGCUCGCCGCCUAAGUUUCCCACCCCUGCUUCUUACAGUUUACUUAUAACAUGGAUAGUUAAUGCGUAUUUUACUGUCUAAUGCUUGCCAUGCUCCAAAAAAUGACAAACAAUAUUAAGACAUUCCAUCGUAGAAUGGCAUGGUUGUAUGUUUUGACUAAAAUACUCAGCUGUAUCACUGCUGUUAGCGUGGAAUUAUUUCGCAUUUAGUGAUGUCAUAAUUUUCAACAAUGUUGAGAUGCCAUCAGCACGCUGACAAUAUCAGGAUAACAUCAUGAGUGUCAUAAAAAUACUGGAUAUAGGAAACUCAUGCCCCCAUGCUUAGACUAAAGGAAUACCGAAUGGUCUUCCGUUCAGGAUUGCGUGAUCCAUGCACGAGGGAUGUCGCGAGACUUUCGGAAAGCGUAAAAAUACUCGAGCCGCUGCAGGCGAGUGUAUUUUUACGCUUUCCGAAAGUCGAGCAACAUCCCAAAUGCAUGGAUCACGUUAUCCUGCUUGGAAAACCAUUAGGUAAUUGUUUUAUAAAAUAACUACAGUGAAACAAUGAUAUUUUGAGAAUCCCGCAAAAAUCCCGCGAAGGCAUUUUAAUUCCUCGUGCAGGAUAGCCUGAUCCUGCACGGCUAUUGACCAAUCAAAUCGCGUGUUUCGCUGUAGUUAUUAUAUAAUAGAUUUUACCAAUGUCUACUUGACUUAAUUCUAUAUAUAUCAUAAAAAAUAUUAGUAUGACAUUAGAGGUAUACCUUUAUUUGUUACGUUUACCGAAUAUAUAGGAGGAUCUGAUACAAGAUACUAAAGCUAGUGCUUAUAAUUUUCUUAACAAAUUACUUUCUGCAUAGAUCUUUCAACAUUUCAAUAAAGUCUGAUGAUGAUUCAUUGGAAACUCCUAGUACUGCAUAUCGUGCGUUUUAUGAAUGGUUAAGUGGGGGAGAGACCACCACGGGGGCUGGAGGUGCUCCCCCCCAGUUCUAUAUAUAAAAACUUAUAUAUAUGUAGAAAUUAUAUAUGUAUAAAAAAGGCCCUGAUGAAUGGUAUCUUUUUCUUUUCUUUUAGCAAAGUUAAUCAAAGCUGUAAUUGGUUUGGUGGGCCAAGUAUUUACUGCAGCACUUUCUAAUCCCGCCACUGAAGAAUAUCAAAAAGCCAAAAAUGCCAUUGAACAAGCG
Messenger RNA from Paramuricea clavata, 12870 nucleotides. NCBI's taxonomy places the organism in Eukaryota, Metazoa, Cnidaria, Anthozoa, Malacalcyonacea, Plexauridae. The record is from the annotation of a GenBank genome assembly.